Labrus mixtus (cuckoo wrasse) is the source of this 1462-nucleotide messenger RNA. It is a transcript of the gene polr3glb, whose product is annotated as RNA polymerase III subunit GL b. The transcript has 8 exons. Bases 516 to 1199 code for a protein of 227 amino acids. Gene Ontology annotation, cellular component: RNA polymerase III complex. The record is from RefSeq and is a predicted model, not a curated record. Gene Ontology annotation, biological process: transcription by RNA polymerase III. Lineage: Eukaryota; Metazoa; Chordata; Actinopteri; Labriformes; Labridae.
AGCUGCUAAAAACAAACACGAAGAAGAAAAUGGCGCGCUGGUGGAUGUAAACAAAGAUGUUUUAUCGUGUUGAUGGUGCUCCGCUGUGUCUUAUUUACCGCCUGAUGUGAGGAUGAGAAGAAAAGGAAGAGAAGAAAAGGAGGAGGGUUCACCUGGUUCACCUGUACGGACUCACUAACGAUUCUCCUCCAACCACCUGGCCUCACCUGUAUGACCUGGUCUCACCUGUAUGACCUGGUCUCACCUGUCUGACCUGUAUGACCUGGUCUCACCUGUCUGACCUGGUCCCACUGGUCUGUCCUGGUCUCACCUGUAUGACCUGGCCUCACCUGUCUGACCUGGUCUCACCUGUCUGACCUGGUCCCACUGGUCUGUCCUGGUCUCACCUGUAUGACCUGGUCUCACCUGUCUGUCCUGGUCCCACUGGUCUGUCCUGGUCUCACCUGUAUGACCUGGUCCCACCAGUCUGUCCUGGUCUUACCUAAUCCAGUCUGUAGAGUCUCGUGGUUCAGGAGAUGAUGGCGGGGCGAGGUCGGGGACGGGGUCGCAGGUUGAUGACUUUCAGCGUGGAGGCCGUCGGCAUCAACAGAGGAGACAGUUUACCUCCAUCCAUCCAACAACCUACACCUGUGUAUCCUGUGAUGGAGCAGAAGCCCCUCCCCCUGACAGGUGGGGAGGAGGCGGAGUAUCUGUUAGCGCUGAAACAAGAGUUCAGAGGAGCCAUGAAGACUCUGCCGAGCUUCAUCCAACCAGCUGCUGCUCUCAGAGAUGUGGAGAGAUACUCUGAUAAAUAUCACAGCGGUGAGCAGAACGACGCCCUGAUGGACUGGACUCCAGACUGGAAGAGAUUUCCUAAAGAACUCCGAGUCAGGAGACCAGCUACAGACCGUGUCUCAGCAGUCAGUCGAUCUGACAGAGUUCAGUCGUCUCAGAAGAAGAAACAAGUGAAGGAGAAAGAGGAAGUUCUGCUCAAACUGGAGACCCUGGAGAAGAAGGAGGAGCGGGGGAGCUCUGGGGAGGAGGAGGAGGAGCAGGGUGAGGAGAAGAAGAAGAAACAGGAGGAGGAGGAGGCUGAUGCAGAAGAGGAGUACGAUGAGGAGGAGUUUGAGGAGGAGACAGACUACAUCAUGUCGUACUUUGAUAACGGGGAGGAGUUUGGAGGUGACAGUGACGAAAACAUGGACGAGGCUAUUUACUGAAACAGUAGCACCUGUUUUCAUCACUUUUUACUGUGUGUGCGCGUGUAUCUGUCGGUGUGUGGAUGAGGGUGUGUGUGUACAGAGGAUCCGUCCAUCAGCUGUUUGUCUGUUUAAAAAAAAUAUUUCUGUUUAAAAAAGAGGAAUAAUUGUUCUGUAUCUUUAAAACUGUUUUUUAACUGUUUGUACUCGUGUUUUAUCAGUUUUAUUGUUUUUAUAAAUAAAAUGAAAAACUGUUGGUUAAUAAAAAAAUGAAAACACAAUGA